Molecule: messenger RNA, 5107 nt
Organism: Sciurus carolinensis (gray squirrel)
Lineage: Eukaryota; Metazoa; Chordata; Mammalia; Rodentia; Sciuridae
Gene: Cntn4
Product: contactin 4
Exons: 25
Coding region: 346-3426 (1026 amino acids)
Biological process (GO): cell-cell adhesion; brain development
Molecular function (GO): cell-cell adhesion mediator activity
Source: RefSeq, a predicted model, not a curated record
GUUCAACUCCGGGAUUGGUCGCAAGUAGGGAGCUUUCGCCACUACACCGGGACCCUCAGACUGUGCCUGCGCCGCACUCGGGCUGUCCUCGGCGCUCGGAGCAGAGCCCAGGUGCAGAGACUCACUCUGGGCUACAGACUUUCCUGACAGAUGAAACACUGGCCGAACCCACUUGGACUCUUUUGCAACUUUAUGUAAAAGAAUAAACCUUCAUGCUGAGGAAUCACGGCAUGUUGUCUCCAAGGGCUGUCCUGAAAGAGUAAAGGUUGGACAGAACCUGAAAGGAGCAUCCACUCUCUCCGCGCGUUCCUGGACUCGGAACUCCUUUGACCUCGGAAACCGAAGAUGAGGUUGCCAUGGGAACUACUGGUCCUGCAAUCUUUCAUGUCGUGUCUGGCAGAUGACUACGCACUGCAUGGGCCUGUCUUCCUUCAAGAGCCAAGCCAUGUCAUCUUCCCUUUGGAUUCUGAGGAGAAAAAAGUGAAGCUCACUUGUGAAGUUAAAGGGAAUCCCAAACCUCAUAUCAGGUGGAAGUUAAACGGAACGGAUGUUGACCUGGGUAUGGAUUUCCGCUACAGUGUUGUUGAAGGCAGUUUGUUGAUCAAUAACCCCAAUAAAACCCAAGAUGCUGGAACAUACCAGUGCAUAGCAACAAACUCGUUUGGAACAAUCGUUAGCCGAGAAGCCAAACUUCAGUUUGCUUAUCUCGAGAACUUCAAGACCAGGACGAGGAGCACGGUGUCCGUCCGCCGGGGUCAGGGGAUGGUACUGCUGUGCGGCCCACCAGCCCAUUCCGGAGAGCUGAGCUAUGCCUGGAUCUUCAAUGAAUACCCUUCCUAUCAGGAUAAUCGCCGUUUCGUGUCUCAAGAGACUGGAAAUCUGUACAUUGCCAAAGUAGAAAAAUCAGAUGUUGGGAACUAUACCUGCGUGGUUACUAAUACUGUGACAAACCACAAGGUCCUGGGGCCACCCACACCACUGAUAUUGAGAAAUGAUGGGGUGAUGGGCGAAUAUGAGCCCAAAAUUGAAGUGCAAUUCCCAGAAACGGUUCCCACCGCCAAAGGAGCCACGGUCAAGCUGGAAUGCUUUGCUUUGGGAAACCCGGUACCAACGAUUGCCUGGCGAAGAGCUGAUGGAAAGCCCAUAGCAAGGAAAGCCAGAAGACACAAGUCCAACGGAAUUCUCGAAAUUCCCAAUUUCCAGCAGGAGGAUGCUGGUGUCUAUGAGUGUGUGGCCGAGAAUUCCAGAGGCAAAAACGUAGCCAGGGGGCAGUUGACUUUUUAUGCUCAACCUAAUUGGAUCCAAAAAAUAAAUGAUAUCCACGUGGCCAUGGAAGAAAAUGUGUUUUGGGAAUGUAAAGCCAACGGGAGGCCCAAACCGACGUACAGAUGGCUGAAAAAUGGCGAACCCCUGUUAACUCGGGAUAGAAUUCAAAUCGAGCAAGGAACGCUCAACAUAACAAUAGUGAAUCUCUCAGAUGCCGCGAUGUAUCAGUGUGUGGCAGAGAAUAAACAUGGAGUUAUCUUUUCCAGUGCGGAGCUUAGCGUCAUAGCUGUUGGUCCGGAUUUCUCAAGAACACUCUUGAAGAGAGUAACCCUCGUCAAAGUGGGAGGGGAAGUUGUCAUUGAGUGUAAGCCAAAAGCUUCUCCGAAACCUGUCUACACUUGGAAAAAGGGGAAGGACAUACUCAGAGAAAAUGACAGAAUCACCAUUUCUGAAGAUGGGAACCUCAGAAUCAUCAACGUGACUAAAUCAGAUGCUGGGAGCUACACCUGCAUCGCCACCAACCAUUUUGGAACGGCUAGCAGUACGGGAAACUUGGUCGUGAAAGAUCCCACGAGGGUGAUGGUCCCCCCUUCCAGUAUGGACGUCACGGUUGGAGAGAGCAUCGUCUUGCCGUGCCAGGUGACCCACGAUCACUCCCUGGACAUCGUGUUCACGUGGUCCUUUAACGGACACCUGAUAGACUUCGACAGAGACGGGGACCACUUUGAAAGAGUCGGAGGGCAGGAUUCAGCUGGAGAUUUGAUGAUCCGAAACAUCCAACUGAAGCAUGCUGGGAAAUACAUCUGCAUGGUCCAGACAAGUGUGGACAAGCUCUCUGCCACUGCAGACCUGAUCGUAAGAGGUCCUCCAGGUCCCCCGGAGGCUGUGACCAUAGACGAAAUCACGGACACCACGGCUCAGCUCUCCUGGAGACCCGGGCCCGACAACCACAGCCCAAUCACCAUGUACGUCAUUCAAGCCAGGACUCCUUUCUCCGUGGGCUGGCAAGCAGUUAGCACAGUCCCAGAACUCAUUGAUGGGAAGACGUUCACAGCAACAGUGGUGGGUUUGAACCCUUGGGUGGAGUAUGAAUUCCGCACCGUCGCAGCCAAUGUGAUUGGCAUUGGGGAGCCCAGCCGGCCCUCAGAGAAACGGAGGACAGAAGAGGCCCUUCCCGAAGUCACCCCAGCCAACGUCAGUGGUGGUGGAGGCAGCAAAUCUGAAUUGGUCAUCACCUGGGAGACAGUGCCUGAGGAGCUACAGAACGGCAGAGGCUUUGGGUACGUGGUGGCCUUCCGGCCCCACGGGAAAAUGAUCUGGAUGCUGACGGUGCUGGCCUCGGCCGAUGCCUCCAGAUACGUGUUCAGGAACGAGAGCGUGCGCCCCUUCUCUCCGUUCGAGGUGAAGGUGGGCGUCUUCAACAACAAAGGCGAAGGCCCCUUCAGCCCCACCACGCUGGUGUACUCUGCAGAGGAAGAACCCAGCAAACCACCAGCCACCAUCUUCGCCAGAAGUCUUUCUGCCACUGAUAUCGAAGUGUUCUGGGGCUCGCCGCUGGAGAAGGAUAGAGGGCGGAUAGAAGGUUAUGAGGUUAAAUACUGGAGACACGAUGACAAGGAAGAAAAUGCUAGAAAAAUACGAACUGUGGGCAAUCAGACCUCGACCAAAAUCACCAAUUUAAAGGGCAGCGCGCUGUAUCACUUGGCCGUCAAGGCGUAUAAUUCCGCUGGGACGGGCCCCUCCAGCGCCACGGUCAAUGUCACCACCAGAAAGCCACCACCCAGCCAACCUCCCGGAAACAUCAUAUGGAAUUCAUCGGACUCCAAAAUUAUCCUGAAUUGGGAUCAAGUGAAGGCCCUGGAUAAUGAGUCAGAAGUAAAAGGAUACAAAGUCUUGUACAGAUGGAACAGGCAAAGCAGCACAUCUGUCAUCGAGACAAAUAAGACAUCCGUAGAGCUUUCUCUACCUUUCGAUGAGGAUUACAUAAUAGAGAUCAAGCCAUUCAGUGACGGAGGAGACGGAAGCAGCAGCGAACAAAUCCGAAUUCCAAAGAUAUCAAAUUCCUACGCGCGAGGAUCCGGGGCUUCCACUUCCAACGCGUGUACCCUGUCAGCCAUCAGCACCAUCAUGAUCUCCCUCACAGCCAGAUCUAGUUUAUGACGAAAGUUCUCGCAAGGACUUGCUGUUUAUACUAUAAGCAACAUUUAGCUAGUUGUUUUGAAGACACCCAGUACUAAGUAAUAUUGUUGUUCGAGUACAUCUUAUUACUGGAAAAAAAAAUGUGUUUGCUUCUUUAGGAAUGGCAUUAUACAGUACUUCCUCAAAGCAAAUCUAGCUUUGUCUGAAGUUUCUUUGGAAACUCUGCAAUGCACUGAAGACAUCUGUAAUAUGAUGUUACCAAAGCAGUUUACAUGUCCUUAUAUGCAUAUUUUUUAUUAUAUAUUUAGUGUUUUAUAGAAUUUUUUAAAGUUAACAUAUAAUGUAGAUAUUAAUUUUUUUCCUCUGCUGUAAAAUGCUAUGAGCAACACAACCAUACAAUUAUGAUUUGAAAAUACUUCCUUUAAAGACAGAGUUGGAAACUCAUCUUGGUAAAUACAUUGCAAAUUACUUGUACAGUUUUACAAGGCUCUAGUGGCAAAACGACUUGGUCUCUGAAACCAAGGCUGCUGUACAUAAAUUACUCUCUGAAUGGUUAAUGCAUUGAAUCAAGUCCUUUUGACACAUAUCAUACGGUUUCUUGCCCCCAGUGUGAAUUUUGUUGUUCAACAGAACUUGAGAUGGUUUCAGGAAUGGUUGCAGAUCUCAAAAGCUAAACUUUUUGGCCCAGAGGCAUCUUGUACAAUAUUCUCACCCCUGAAUUUAUCAUCGUAUGGUUAAGACUUUUCUUUUCACUCAACUAAGUUAACCUUGUCUUCGUAGUAGCAUUAUCUUAGACAUCAAAUUUGAACUUGCAUAGCCUGUAGUAACAUAGACCCAAAGUUACUAUAGUCAACCAAGUCUUUUCAAAGGAUAAAAAUAAUAAUAAUAAUUUUACUGUCUUUCCAUGUACCUUUUUGGAAUGUAAAUUUUAAAAGAAGAUGUCAAUUCUCCAUCAAUGGUUUCAUAAUUUCUUUGCGCAAUUUCUUAUAUAUGCUAUGUCUCUCUGUGUAAUAAUAGAGCCCUUGUUUUGAAUCAUGGUCAUUUAUGCAGUUUGGAAGAUUUCUCCUGUUCCAGCAAAAUAAUUGCUGCAACGAAUUUUUCAUAUGACUCUAUAAAAGAUCUUUAGUACAACUGUCUGGUAUCUUGAUGAUGCUCUUGCUUUGCAAUAGCUAGCCGGGUUGCUUUAUGAGCUUUACCUUCUAAGUCUCAAAAUUACACGUUGGAAAAUGACAAUAUCAACAAAAUCAUAUUCUUAUCAAAAGAGCUAUUUGUUAUAAUGGGAGAGGUUUUGUAAAUGGGCACUCGUGGAAUGGUACUAUAAAAGCUAAUGAAAUUUUCUAUAAAAACUUUGACUUGUAAACACACUGCCGCCUUCUCUUCUUUCUCAGAGAUCUCUCAAAAUUUGCCUGUCAUUGGUCGGUUUUGCUUACCAAGAAUACAAGUUAAACUUUUCAACCUUCUAGUUACAGUGAUCCAAGAGAGUCACGAUCAGGAGUCCACUUGUGUAAAAAUCAGGUAACUGGGAAAAAAAUAUAUAUAUACAUAUAUUGUCAGUAUUUCAAGCUGUGUUCCUUUCUUAGUUUGAUAUGAUUACUUCUCUGUUCAAAUAAAAUUUAAAAUCACAUGCAAAAAAAAAUCAACAAAAUCAUAAAACGAAUUAAAAAAAUGGCACCCCAGGUAGUUCCCACCCCCGCAGUGUAAA